This is a messenger RNA of Prunus avium (sweet cherry), 1045 nucleotides long. RefSeq names its product prenylated RAB acceptor 1.B1 (gene PRA1.B1). The record is from RefSeq and is a predicted model, not a curated record. Gene Ontology annotation, biological process: vesicle-mediated transport. NCBI's taxonomy places the organism in Eukaryota, Viridiplantae, Streptophyta, Magnoliopsida, Rosales, Rosaceae. Gene Ontology annotation, cellular component: endoplasmic reticulum; Golgi apparatus.
CUUACACAAUCUAAAUACCAUACACCUUCCCACACACGAUCAGCCCCCUUCCAAAUCACCGUCGCCAUUACUAAAUUCGCUCCAAUAAAACAGCUUCUCUUUGCCUAUUGUCUCUCUGUGUUUAAUCAAAGAACAUCCCUCCAAGACACCCGCCAUCUCACGCGCCAACAAUGGCCACCCCACCGACAAUCCCGAUCUCCAACAACCAAUCGACCGUCGGCGCCCAGUCACAGCCUCCAAUCGCCACCCCCGCCUUCCGCGCGUUCCUCUCACGCUUCUCCUCCUCGAUCCGCUACGGCUUCUCGCAGCGCCGGCCCUGGUACGAGCUCCUGGACCGGAGCUCCUUGUCCCGACCCGACUCCCUCUCCGACGCGUACUCUCGGAUCCGAAAGAAUUUCACCUACUUCCGCGUCAACUACGUGUCCCUGCUCGCCCUCGUACUCGCCCUCUCUCUCCUCACCCACCCCUUCUCUCUCCUCGUCCUACUCUCCCUCCUCGGUGCGUGGGCCUUCCUCUACCUAUUUAGACCCUCCGAUCAGCCGCUGGUCAUCCUCGGCCGCACUUUCUCUGACGCCGAAACACUUGUCGGCCUCGUCGUGUUGACUGUGGUCGUGGUCUUCGUCUCCAGCGUCGGCUCGCUCCUCAUCUCGGCUUUGUUGAUCGGCUUCGCCAUUGUUUGUGCGCACGGUGCGUUUAGGGUUCCAGAGGACCUAUUCCUCGACGACCAGGAGCCGGCCAACGCUGGCUUCCUCUCAUUCCUCGGCGGCGCCACCUCAACCGCCGCUGCCUCCGUCGCAGCACGUGUGUAGUUGGAUUUCGGAGUUCAUGGCUAAAAGGUUGGUGAGGCCAAAUCCAUUUUGUACUGAUCUGUUCAACUGAUAUUCUUGGUAGGAACAAAAUUUGUUUGCGAAAUUUUGGAGCGGAAAUGAAAUGAUAGGGUUUCAUGUAGAUUGAAUCUGAAAUUGUUCUUCGUUCACUUUUUCUGAAACUUCCAAGAUGUAAUGUUACAUGUUGCUUUAGUACAAUUCUGAUUCUGAUGAAUUUA